Salmo salar (Atlantic salmon) is the source of this 668-nucleotide messenger RNA. It is a transcript of the gene rl6, whose product is annotated as 60S ribosomal protein L6. Gene Ontology annotation, cellular component: ribosome; cytosolic large ribosomal subunit. NCBI's taxonomy places the organism in Eukaryota, Metazoa, Chordata, Actinopteri, Salmoniformes, Salmonidae. Gene Ontology annotation, biological process: ribosomal large subunit assembly; cytoplasmic translation. Gene Ontology annotation, molecular function: structural constituent of ribosome; RNA binding. The record is from RefSeq and is marked provisional.
AGAUUGAGAAGAAGCUGAAGGUCAAGAUCCCAUCCACCAUCACAAAGACUGUUGGCGGUGACAAGAAUGGAGGCACUCGCGUUGUCAAGAUGCGCAAAAUGCCCCGUUACUACCCCACAGAGGAUGUGGCCCGUAAACUGAAGAACCAUGGUAAGAAGCCCUUCAGCCAGCAUAAGAGGAACCUGCGUGCCACCAUCACCCCAGGAACCGUGCUUGUACUGCUCACUGGACGCCACCGCGGAAAGCGUGUUGUGUUCCUGAAGCAGCUCUCCAGUGGUCUCCUGCUUGUAACUGGUCCCCUGGCCCUGAACCGUGUCCCCCUGCGCAGGGCACACCAAAAGUUUGUCAUCGCCACCACAACCAAGGUUGACAUCUCUGGCAUGAAGAUCCCCAAGACUCUGUCAGACGCCUACUUCAAGAAGAAGAGGCUGAGGAGACCCCGCCACCAGGAGGGAGAGAUUUUUGACACAGAAAAAGAGAAGUACCAGUUGACAGAGCAGAGGAAGGAGGACCAGAAGACUGUAGACUCUCAGUUGCUGCCCCUCAUUAAGAAGGUUCCCCAGCUGAAGGGGUACCUGCGCUCCUCUUUCUGCCUCUCCAACGGUGUCUACCCUCACAAACUGGUUUUCUAAAUGUUGUAAUAAAGAGUACCACCACAGUCCUAUCCC